Austrofundulus limnaeus is the source of this 1336-nucleotide messenger RNA. RefSeq names its product inhibitor of DNA binding 2a (gene id2a). Gene Ontology annotation, molecular function: protein dimerization activity; transcription regulator activity. Bases 98 to 517 code for a protein of 139 amino acids. The record is from RefSeq and is a predicted model, not a curated record. Gene Ontology annotation, cellular component: cytoplasm; nucleus. Lineage: Eukaryota; Metazoa; Chordata; Actinopteri; Cyprinodontiformes; Rivulidae. Gene Ontology annotation, biological process: circadian regulation of gene expression; negative regulation of transcription by RNA polymerase II; cell differentiation. The transcript has 3 exons.
UCGCUGAUCGUCCAACCAAACCRAGGACUUAAACGAGACACGGAAGAGACUCAUCGAAGCCGAAAAAAAKCAAACAAACAAACAAACAGCCGACAGGAUGAAGGCAAUAAGCCCCGUGCGGUCCUUCCGGAAAAGCAACGCCAAUUUCUCGGAGCACUCCUCAGCCUUGGGGAUCUCCCGGAGCAAGACCCCGGUGGACGACCCGCUCAGCCUGCUGUACAACAUGAACGACUGCUACUCCAAGCUGAAGGAGCUCGUGCCCAGCAUCCCGCAGAACAAGAGCGUGAGCAAGAUGGAAAUCCUGCAGCACGUCAUCGACUACAUCCUGGACCUGCAGAUCGCGCUGGACUCCAGCGUGGCGCUCACCAGCCUGCAUCACCCCGCGCGGACGGGGCAGCAGACUCCGUCCAGGACCCCCCUGACCACCCUCAACACAGACAUCAGCAUCUUGUCAUUACAGUCCCCGGAGCUGCCGUCAGAGCUGCUGACAGAUGACAGCCGGACUCUGCAUCGUUAAAGCGGUGUUUGGUCAAGACGCAAAACACACACACACUCUCUCUCUCUCUCUUACACACACACCCACACACACACACAUACACCCGUGCGCACACAGGACCUGAGGAGCAGGACUUUUACCCACCCCUCCACUCAGUCCCUCCAGCCUCUGCCCUCCAGGCCUGGACCUUUUUUUUUCUUUUUUUCCCAUCAUGACGCAGAAAUCAAGAGACUUUUCUUUGGCUUAUUGUGGGACAAUCUUUAUGUGAUGUGUUUUCUGUUUUGGACACCUCGUUAAUAUUUAAUUUAAGACUUUUUAUUUUAUUUUUGUGAAGUCCUUUCUGGAAAAAAUGGAAGGCGCGUUCUGUUCCCAGCAUUGGGAGGAAAAAAAAUAAAAACCGAGAGGCUUCUUUCUCCCCCCCAAACCCUCCCUCCCUCCCUCCCUCACCCCCUUGUCCUUGUUGAACUCUUCGCUUUUUUUGCGGAGGUGUAUGGAAACAAAACGACCUGAUUUUAGUUUCUGUACAAAAGUUUAAAAAAAAUAAAAUAAAAAUAAGAAGGUUAGUCUUGUCUUGUCAGAAUUGUUGGCACAUGUAGGACUGGACGAUGUAAAGAGGGGGGUGAAGUAAAAGAAACCAACAACAACAACAAAAAAAAAAAAAAAAGCUAAAAAUGAAAACUUUGUGAAACUCUCUCCGGGAGUUUAUCUUGUAUAGUUGCAGGAAUUUGAAACUUCUGCAAAAAGUGUAAUGUUGUACUUAAUUAUGCUGAGACUUUUUAUAAAAGUAAUGUAAAUUGUACCUUUUUUAUACAAAAUAAAUUAAAAAAACACAAGCUGGAA